This is a messenger RNA of Fragaria vesca subsp. vesca, 1334 nucleotides long. Its product is annotated as common plant regulatory factor 1-like. The record is from RefSeq and is a predicted model, not a curated record. Gene Ontology annotation, biological process: regulation of DNA-templated transcription. Gene Ontology annotation, cellular component: nucleus. Gene Ontology annotation, molecular function: sequence-specific DNA binding; DNA-binding transcription factor activity. The transcript has 8 exons. NCBI's taxonomy places the organism in Eukaryota, Viridiplantae, Streptophyta, Magnoliopsida, Rosales, Rosaceae. Bases 53 to 841 code for a protein of 262 amino acids.
UUUGAAGAUCCCCACGGUGGAAUGUGAAUGUUACAGUUUGUUGAAGGGCAAUAUGGACCAGGAUGUGACAAAGAAGCUGAAGGGAUUGGAUGGGCAUGCAGUGCCAAUUUCAUAUACAAGUUCCAUCAGUUUCGAAGAGAAUGAGGAUGAUUUGACAGGUGGAGCUGAUGGAAACACUCCAGCAGACCACCAUAUGCAAGGGGAAAAGGGGUCUGAGAGCUUGCGAUCUGCUGAUACUGAUGUCGAAGUCCAUCCAAACUAUGAAGGGGAUACAAAUAGGAAUUUCACAAGCUCUAGUGAUUUUGUGCAAGUACCUAUUGGUUCUCUCUAUGAGAACAUCGGAACUAGCACAGCUAUUUUCUCUCCUUCUGCUGGUGAAAGGUUGCCUUUUGAUGCAAUGGCUCUGGAUGAAAAGCAGUUGAAACGAGAGAAAAGAAAACAGGCUAACAGAGAAUCUGCAAGGAGAUCUAGGAUGAGGAAGCAGGCUGAAUAUGAGGAGCUGGUCAAAAGUUGUGAUUCUUUAAGCACAGAACAGAUGGACCUUAAAUCUGAACUAGAUCAAGUGAAAGUGGCAGCGGAAAAACUGAGGCUUGAAAAUGCUGCAUUAAAGGAGCAGCUGAAAAACGCACAGAUACUGCAGGAAGGAGGGAAUGGUUCCCCUAAGACUGAAGGGGACGUCACCCUGCCAAAUGAUGCUAAGGACAUACUUAGCAAUUUGGGUACCGUAAGCAGUAACGCUCAGCUGGACUGCGAGACACAUGAAACUUCCUCUGAAACAAUUACCCGGCUCAAUCAGUUGUUGGAAUCAAGCUCUAGGACUGAUGCUGUUGCUGCUAGAUGAUCAUGAAGCGGUAUCUGCCUGUACGUGCUGCAGACUGGAAUUUUGUAGCUGGACAGUGACAAAUAGCCAUUGCUCACUAGAUUGCCUUCUUUCAACCUGCCUUGUUGAAGGAAUUCUUGGUAUUUCAUUGUAGCCAAGUCCUUAUUUUUCUUCUUCACCAUGUUGAGUCUUUAUAAUACAACCCAUAUUAGUUCAUCCAUUCUUGGUGGCGCCCAAAAGUAAGAAACAAAAAAAUUGCCUAACUAUUACUAAGAAUAGACCAUAGACUUUUGUGUAUAACCUGCUUUAUGCUUUCUUGUUUCUUCUCCGACAUGGAAUCUUAUCAAGACACACUUGAACCAUUUUUCCUCAUUUUCUGUCAUUGUCUUCACGUUAUAUCAGUCCGUAGACAUCAAAAUGAGCUCUCUGGAGAAUCUUUUGCCUGUGUAUUUAGACUAUUGGCUUGGCAACAUGCAAUGAUCCAUACGGAUAAUGUUUCAUAUUCAUUAGAGAA